CCCCCCGAGCCUCACUCAGCCUCCCCAAACCUCCCUUACCCCAUCUGCUCCCCCCUGACCACCACCCUAGCCUCUCCUCCCUCUCCGUUAUCCCCCAGGCCGCCUCCCCAGCCAUGCUCCCAUCAGCGACCCCACAAAGCUGAGCCUGGCAGUGAGGAGGUGUUACAGGCUCCAGGGCCUUAAAUAAAUGUGCUUCCUAUUGUUUCUAAGCUCUCUGCCCAGGGAUUUUUCUCUUGGGUUUGAUAUUAAUAUUUUUACUAGUUUGAGAACCCGUUACAAUGACUUGACUUUGUGUCCCAAAAUGAGACUGACCACUGAAUUAUAACGUCAACCAAAAGCCAUCUUCAUCCAGUGGAAAAUAAAAUCCUCUCACUGUCCAGGUGCAGGAAUCCCUGUCGGAUAGCAAAGGUAACCGUAACAGGAGGAGAAAGAAAUGAGCUGACAUGUCAGAAAACCAACUGUCUUGCCUGGCCUUUGGCCAGGCAGUGAUUGGGCCACCUGGCUCGGGGAAGACCACUUACUGCUUUGGCAUGCAGGAAUUCAUGUCCAGGAUUGGGCGGAAGGUGGCUGUGGUGAAUUUGGACCCAGCCAAUGAAGGGACUCCUUAUCAGUGUGCUGUGGACAUCUCAGAGCUUAUCACCCUGGCUGAUGUGAUGGAUAAUCUGAAACUGGGCCCCAAUGGUGGUUUGAUCUAUUGCAUGGAGUACCUGGAAGCCAACUUUGACUGGCUGCAGGAAAAGCUGGCUAAACUCAAGGGUCAUUACUUUUUGUUUGACUGCCCAGGGCAGGUAGAACUCUGCACCCACCAUGGCGCAUUGAAAAAUGUCUUUGCACAGUUAGCUAAGUGGAACUUCAGGUUGGCUGCAGUUCAUUUGGUGGAUUCCCACUACUGCACAGACCCUGGAAAGUUCAUCUCAGUUCUCUGCACCUCCCUCUCAACCAUGCUGCAUGUGGAAUUGCCCCACGUCAACGUCCUCUCUAAGAUGGACCUGAUAGAACAGUAUGGCAAGCUGGCCUUCAACCUGGAUUAUUACACCGAGGUUCUAGAUCUCUCUUAUCUGGUAGACCAUUUAGCCACCGAUCCGUUCUUCAAGAACUACCGUCGCCUCAAUGAGAAGUUGGUGGAAGUGAUUGAGGACUACAGCCUGGUCUCCUUUGUUCCACUCAACGUCCAGGACAAGGAGAGUAUGCGACGGGUGAUGCAGGCAGUGGACAAAGCCAAUGGCUACUCCUUCGGAGACUUGGAGCAGAGAAGCCUUGAAGCCCUGAUGUCUGCAGCAGUGGGAGCUGAUUUCCACUUCACAUCCACACUUGCAGUCCAGGAGAAGUACGUGCAGCCCCAGGAGAAAACUGUGGAACAGGAAGCAAUGGAAAUAUAGUGCUCCUGUAUCUUUCAGCAGGCUUUUAGUGGAAGGAGCUCCCUUCCUGUUUUAAGUGUGUCCCACCUCUUCCCAUCAGGAGCAUGAGGGGCCCUCUGUGUAGUGUGACUUGGACCUGGUACUUACUGGGCAGAAGUCCAGCUGUUAAGCUCCCUCUUUGUAUGAAUGCAGUCCUGCAUCUGGAUCCUGCUGCAUAUGAGCUAUGUUUUUCUGGGUGAAAUGAGAUCAGGACCUCCAUAGCUGAGUGCAGGGCAAAUUCAAGGUCUCCUUACAAGAACAAGAGAGAAUUUUCACCUGAUCUAGGACGUUAGCAGCAGCAGAAGAAAACAACUUCUCUGUAGAGCAGACAAGAUGUAGGAGCCCACUAUUGCGAAGUCUCAUCCCUCACCACCAUGACCAAGGCCACGUCUCAAGUGAAAGACAAAUCAGCAUUUACUGCAGUGAAUGGAGCUCCUUCUUGUGGAAUGAGUUCUCCAUGUAUUGAAUGGGAACUCUGUGCAUCCUCACAGUGAGGAGUAUCCUCUCCUUAGAGAGCCAGCCACCUGUCCAUUCAUCCCUGGGAGGGAGGAGAGGUGUGAGUGUUGUUGUUGUUGUUGUUUUUUUAUCAUCAGCUCUUUCUUAACAAAAACACUUCUCCACCCCUUAGUUUCACCCUGUACUUUUGAGUUUGCCAUGAACUCCCCUGAAAUGGAGAAAAUGCAACAGUGCUGCAAAGCAUGGGGGACAAGACGAGCCAUGAAUAGUUUCCUUAUUGCAGAUGCGGCCACACGUUUCUAUUAAAAGCACUCUAUUCUC
Chelonia mydas (Green sea turtle) is the source of this 2174-nucleotide messenger RNA. RefSeq names its product GPN-loop GTPase 2 (gene GPN2). The record is from RefSeq and is a predicted model, not a curated record. Lineage: Eukaryota; Metazoa; Chordata; Testudines; Cheloniidae. Gene Ontology annotation, molecular function: GTPase activity. Gene Ontology annotation, cellular component: cytoplasm. Bases 444 to 1379 code for a protein of 311 amino acids. The transcript is spliced from 6 exons.